This is a messenger RNA of Mauremys reevesii (Reeves's turtle), 535 nucleotides long. Its product is annotated as C-type lectin domain family 5 member A-like. Bases 115 to 435 code for a protein of 106 amino acids. Lineage: Eukaryota; Metazoa; Chordata; Testudines; Geoemydidae. The record is from RefSeq and is a predicted model, not a curated record. The transcript is spliced from 4 exons.
AAGCCCAGCGGGAGAUAACAGCAGAGCACCCGGGGCACCCACCCAGUCCUCUACCCUUGGCCCCAGAGGGGAAGAUGCCUGCAUGACUGAGAGAUCCGAGGGGACCCAGAGCAGAUGCCCAACGCACCUGGAGAACCUCAGUGGGACCAGGAGGACCCAGGAACAUGGGCUGGGGUCUGUCCCCUCUCUGUGAUUCCCCCUCUCACGAACCGGCAGCUGGUGAUUCCUACCCUGAUCAUCGUGGCCAUCAAACUGCUCCUGAUGACCCUGGUCCUCCUCUACCGUGUUCCCUGGUGCCAGUCGGGCUGGGACCAGGACCAAGGGAGGUGCUACCUUCUCUCCCAGGCUAACCAGACCUGGGAGGCAGCGAGAAACUCCUGCUUAGCCCAGAAUGCUGAUCUGGUGGUGAUCAACGACCAAAGGGAGCAGCUGUAAAAGUUUGUGAGUGUUCCUGAGAUGGUACAAUGACCGAGAGUAACCAGGGUUGAUGGGAAAAGGUCCCAAACGAGAGACAGAUGGAGUUAGUCCAAACGAA